Fusarium vanettenii 77-13-4 is the source of this 2089-nucleotide messenger RNA. RefSeq lists its product as uncharacterized. Lineage: Eukaryota; Fungi; Ascomycota; Sordariomycetes; Hypocreales; Nectriaceae. The coding region runs from base 273 to 1916 and encodes 547 amino acids. The transcript has 2 exons. The record is from RefSeq and is a predicted model, not a curated record.
CAAUCUCUCUUCUCGCACUCACGCAUGUAGGCUGGCUGGCAUGUAACCUACAUACAGACGGAUACUGUACAGACCAAUACUGGGACGUAACCCGUUAUAAGACACGCAUAUUAUGACAGAAUUGUCCCAAUCAAACACCCAUCCAUCCAUCUCAGUCUCAGUCCCGACGCCCGCGGGAGCCGCCCCCGCGACCUGACCUGCACUGCACUGCACCUUGCUCUGCCUGACCUACGUGUUUGCCAGUUGAGGCGGACCAACGAGCGAACCAGACCAUGAGCCGACCUCUCCUUCCUUCCUUCCUUCCCUCCAUCCAUCUUUCCAUCCCCUUUCUAUCUCUCGCAGAAUCACACCACGUGACUGACAGCUCAGCUCGAGUGAUCCCGGCCUCUUUCAACAAGCUGCCUACCAUGAUUCGCCUCCCGGACGAGAUCUGGCAUUCCAUCUUCUCUCGGUACCUAUGCGACAUACCCAACGUACAAUGGAUUCUGCUUCGGGACAGGCUCAAUCGCGAUCCUCUCAAAGUCCUGUUGAUUCUGUCUCUCGUAUCUCGCCAGUUUCACCGUGUAGCUCAGGGUCUGCUCUUCCAAGUUAUCGUGGCCGGCGUUAGAGACGAUGAGCACGAGCGCCAGGUCAAGCUCGCCCGUACCCUAGCUGCUCACCCCGACGUCGGUCUCAACACUAGGGCCAUCGCCAUCGACGAUAUCGAAUGGCCAAGCGAUGCCGGUCUCUCCAACAUGCUCGAGCAGCGCAUUGACUCUCUCAGCAUGCCUCAAUCCUUCCAGAGACUCUGGGAUAAGAAGAUGGACAGUACCUGCGGCAACAUGACCCCUCGCGACAGAAACAACCUGACAAGUUUCAUUCUGGCCCUGACACCCUACGUGAAACUGGUCGACAUCACGUACAGUUGCCCGUCCCAAGCCUUGUUCUGGCUGCUAGGUGGAAGUUUGGGCAAGCGGAAAGAGCUUGCUUACACCGAAAGUAGCGAGUUCUUUGGCAACGAGGAUGUGCAGACGCCCUUCGGCACCAUGGCAGAAACCUAUGCCAACCAUCUCCCAAACCUGCAAGAGUUACGCCUGAGAGGUGUCGGUUACAACUCGGCCAUUGAACCAAGCCCACCCAUCACCGACUUCAGGCGCGUCCUGCUUCACCCCAACCUCAAGACACUACGAGCCCAAGGCUUCCACUGGCUGGGCUUUGAGAAGGAGACGAGACUCUGGGCCAGUUUUCCCAUUCGUCUCCAGCGUCUGGACCUCUCCGAAGCCAUCAUUGAUGCUCCAACAGUCAGACACAUCUUGGCCAUCUGCAAGGAUCUCCGUAGCCUCUACAUCACACUCGGGAAUGUCCGCAAGUCGGGAUUUGAUAUCAACUGGGAAUUCAACCUGACCAGCGUUGGCCACUCGCUGAGGCAACUAGGCCGGAACCUAGUCGAGUUUGGUUUACACACCGACGGCUAUGAAGAGCACCGUCAUUGUUAUGGGAGAAUUGGCUCUCUGGAAAGCAUGACAAAACUGAAGCAUCUCUGUGUCACGAAGGAACACCUCGUGGGCGUCCACGGGUGGGAGGGAACGCUGCAACUCAACGAGGCCCUACCCUUUACACUGGAGACGCUGUGCCUCUACUCCGAAUAUUACGUUUCCCCGGAUGCCGACUAUCCCGACCUCUACCAGGAGGUCAACGACGAAGUUUGCGGUGUGCUGGUAGGCGGCGACUACCCCGACUUACGAGAGGUUACCAUAUUACGAUUCAGCACGGAGGAAAAGGUCAGAGGUGGUGAGUUUGGCGGCGCUGUCGAGGGCUGGGACCUCGUUGAAACGAUACAGAUUGAACCGGGGUAUAAUCCCAAGAAACUGAUGCACCUCAAUACAUAUCUUACUCGGAAAAGGACAUUUGGGCCGGAUGUUGCGAUCUCGGCUUGAUCUUGGGCGCACGAUUGACGAUCUACUUGGGUAGUGUUAUGAAGCGGAUUGGUAUUGGAUUGGGUAAAUUGACAUGAGAUAUGACUUUGGGAACCUUGAUUAAUACAUUACACUCGUUUGGCAGAUCAGGAUUGGGUCUUGUGGUGAAUGAAUAUCAAUCUCAGUGAGAGAGG